Molecule: messenger RNA, 4641 nt
Organism: Neopsephotus bourkii (Bourke's parrot)
Lineage: Eukaryota; Metazoa; Chordata; Aves; Psittaciformes; Psittacidae
Gene: EXOC2
Product: exocyst complex component 2
Exons: 28
Coding region: 248-3025 (925 amino acids)
Biological process (GO): Golgi to plasma membrane transport; exocytosis
Cellular component (GO): exocyst
Source: RefSeq, a predicted model, not a curated record
CCACCCGCUUAACGACUAGAUGGAGGGAGAUUGAAGGUGAGGGAGGCGGUGCCUUUAAGGGGUCUGGGAGCGGCGCUCGAUGGCUCCGCGCUCCAUCGAUUUCUUCGGGCAGCAGCUAGAGGUGCCUGUUCCGGCCGGACGCGGAGGCGCUGCCGGGAGCGGAGCUGCCCCAGGUGCCGGAUACGAACGCGGCGGCGGCGGCCGAACAGAUAAAAGCAACUUGGUUUUCAGUAAGUGAAUCGACAUCAUGUCUCGAGCACGGCAGCCCCCACUUGUAACUGGUAUCUCCCCCAAUGAAGGCAUCUCCUGGACAAAAGUGACUAUUAGAGGAGAAAAUCUGGGGACUGGGCCUGCAGACCUCAUAGGAUUAACAAUCUGUGGGCACAACUGUCUGCUAACUGCUGAGUGGAUGUCUGCCAGUAAAAUUGUGUGUCGAGUUGGACAGGCUAAAAAUGACAAAGGAGACAUUAUUGUUACUACAAAGUCUGGUGGCAAAGGAACUUCAACGGUUUCCUUCAAACUGCUUAAACCUGAAAAAAUAGGUAUCUUGGAUCAGUCUGCUGUCUGGGUGGAUGAAAUGAACUAUUAUGACAUGCGCACUGAUAGGAAUAAAGGGAUUCCCCCCCUGUCCCUACGUCCAGCUAAUCCGCUUGGUAUUGAGAUAGACAAAGGCAGAUUUCCUCAAAAAGAUUUAGAGGCACUGUUUCCUGGGAUGAGUGCUGAUUUUACUAGUGAAAACUUUUCUGCUGCCUGGUACCUGAUUGAGAAUCAUUCAACAACAAGUUUUGAUCAGCUCAAAAUGGCUGUUGUGAAUUUGAAGAAACAAGCCAAUAAGAAAAAUGAAGGAAGUCUAGCUUACGUGAAAGGAGGUCUCAGCACAUUUUUUGAAGCACAAGAUGCUCUGUCAGCAAUUCAUCAGAAACUGGAAGCGGAUGGAACGGAAAAAGUAGAAGGAUCCAUGACGCAAAAACUGGAGAAUGUACUGAACAGAGCCAGUAAUACAGCAGAUACCUUAUUCCAAGAAGUGCUGGGUCGCAAGGACAAAGCUGAUUCAACAAGAAACGCUCUUAAUGUUCUUCAGCGUUUUAAAUUUCUUUUCAACCUUCCCUUGAAUAUUGAAAGAAAUAUCCAGAAGGGUGAUUAUGAUGUGGUUAUUAAUGACUAUGAAAAAGCCAAGUCACUGUUUGGAAAGACAGAGGUUCAAGUAUUCAAAAAAUAUUAUGCUGAAGUUGAAACUAGAAUUGAAGCUUUAAGAGAACUUCUGUUGGAUAAGCUGCUUGAAACUCCAUCAACAUUGCAUGAUCAGAAACGUUAUAUAAGAUAUCUUUCUGAUCUUCACGCGCCUGGGGACCCUGCUUGGCAGUGCAUUGGUGCUCAACAUCAGUGGAUUCUGCAGCUCAUGCACAACUGUAAGGAGAGCUAUGUUAAAGAACAAAAAGGCAGCUCAUUGCUCCACAGCCCUAUGCUGGAUCUGGACAGUGAUGUGCGUCCAUCACCAAUUGGCCAUCUCAGUCAAACUGCUUCAUUGAAAAGGGGCAGCAGUUUUCAGUCUGGCCGUGAUGAUGCUUGGCGAUACAAAGCUCCUCAACAAGUUGUGUUUGUUGAAAAGCUGACAAAACUUGUUGUAAGUCAGCUGCCCAACUUCUGGAAGCUCUGGAUUUCUUAUGUGAAUGGAAGUUUAUUCAGUGAGACUGCUGAAAAAUCUGGCCAAAUGGAAAGAUCAAAGAAAAACGCAAGGCAAAGACAAAAUGAUUUCAAGAAAAUGAUUCAGGAAGUGAUGUACUCUCUGGUAAAACUUAUCCGUGGAGCUUUGCUUCCAUUCAGCCUCAGAGAAGGAGAAUCAAGACAGUAUGGUGGCUGGGAGAUGAAAUCUGAGCUUUCUGGCCAGUGGCUGACACAUGUUAUCCAGACAGUAAGGCUUAGUUACGAGUCUCUAACUGCACUUGAGAUACCCAAUGAUAUGCUUCAGAUCAUCCAGGAUCUUAUUUUGGACCUUCGCGUACGUUGCGUUAUUGUGACCUUACAACACACAGCUGAAGAUAUAAAGAGGUUAGCUGAAAAGGAAGACUGGGUUGUUGACAACGAGGGUUUGACAUCAUUGCCAGCCCAGUUUGAACAGUGCAUUAUACAUUCCUUGCAAUCUCUUAAAACCGUGCUAGACUGCAAACCUGGAGAGGCCAGCGUUUUCCAGCAGCAGAAAACACAGGAGGAUGUGUGCCAGCUGAGCAUUGGGAUCAUGCAGGUCUUUAUAGACUGCUUGGAACAGCUGAGCACCAAACCUGAUGGUGACAUAGAUACAGCACAUCUUUCAGUUGAUGUUUCAUCUCCAGAUUUGUUUGGAAGCAUUCAUGAAGACUCCAGUCUUUCUUCAGAACAGAGACUUUUAAUUGCACUCAGUAACUGCCGUUAUCUGGAACGUCAUACCUUCCUAAAUAUAGCUGAACAUUUUGAGAAACAUGGCUUUCAAGGUGUUGAAAAAAUAACUCAAGUUACUAUGGAAUCCUUGAAAGAGCUGGAUCAAAGACUGUUCGAAAUGUAUAUUGAAUUCAAGGCAGAUCCUAUAGUUGGGUCAUUAGAACCUGGCAUUUAUGCAGGAUAUUUUGAUUGGAAAGAUUGUCUUGUUCCAGCAGGUGUCAGAAACUAUUUGAAAGAAGCAUUAGUGAAUAUCAUUGCUGUGCAUGCAGAGGUGUUUACAAUUUCCAAAGACUUGGUUCCUCGAGUAAUGUCAAGGGUUGUAGAAGCAGUCUCUGAAGAACUGAGUCGACUGAUGCAGUGUGUUUCAUCCUUCAGCAAAAAUGGAGCUUUACAGGCAAGACUUGAAAUCUGUGCUUUGAGAGAUACCGUGGCCAUAUACCUAACGCCUGAAAGCAACUCAAGCUUUAAGCAAGCUUUGGAAGCCUUGCCUCAGCUCUCAAGUGGAACUGACAAGAAGUUCUUAGAAGAGUUGCUAAACAAAUUUAAAAGCAGCAUGCACUUGCAGCUGACCUGUUUUCAAGCUUCUUCUUCAGCAAUGAUGAAAACAUAGACAACAAUGCAGGCAACUCAAAAAGUUAUUGUGCUUAAAUGUCUGUACUUCUUCAAUCCCUUUGAAGACUCUGAAGAAAACAAAAGGAAUUUCACUGGAAAGGAAAUUGAAGAUACAACCAUGAGUAAUGGCAUUGGGUAUCCUCCUCAGUGAGACUUCUGGACAUGAAUAUAUUGAUAAAGUGGUUUUCUGUCUACUGAAUUUCAUUCUGUGGAGGUUAUUAAGCCAAUUUUGUUUACAUGUACUCGUCUUAGCUGUAUGUUCAUGAAGAAAUGUUCAUUGGUGUGCUGCAAUCUCAGUUUCAGUUGUUAAAAAUACAUUGAAACAUACUUAAGUAUCACCUUAAAUUUUAGUAUUACUCAUGUUGUUCAGUGUAUCAAUCUGUUACUUUCUAGAUGUAGAGUGAUACUGAUAUGACUGCAAGACUCAGCCUUUAUAAGCUAUUGAGAAGUAUGUAAUAGAAAUUAUUACAUGCAGCUGACGAGUAAGUGUUCAUAUACAAUACGGAGAAGGGCACUGCCUCUUUUGCAUUUAAAAUUAUCACUUUUUUCUAUUACUGUCUACAGUUUUAGUGGGCAUAAGUCUGAUUUCUUGGGAGGCUUUUAUUUUCUUGCUUCUUUUUAAAACAAACAUGUUCCUGCCUUUCCUGUUUCUCCCUUCUAUUGGAAUACUGAUAAUAACCUUCACAUUUGAAAUAAACUGGCAAUUAACAGAAAAGCGCUCCAAGUUCGUAACAUAUUAGUGUAGAAUGUAUUCUUUGGUGUUAAGGAGCAGAAUAGUUUUAAUAGCCUCUCACAUAGUCAGAAGCAAGGAGGAGCACGAUAUUUCACUGGUUUUGCUGCUUCCUUUUAGCUCUUCUUGUCUUUUCUUUUUCUUACAGGCUUACUUCCACUGUCUUCCACUUCCCUCUUGCUAGUCCUCUUUUUGCCACCAGUUACUGAUUUUGUGUGGAGAAGAGCAGGGCUUCAGGAGGAAAGAACAAUUUUGCUGCCAUUAAAAUAUACUUACACAAAGAUCAAGAACUGUUUUCCCCACAGGGAGGAUUUGACACUCACUUUCAUUUUGGGACUUGUUAUAACUUUAUGUAUGUUAUUAUGAAGAUAGCAACUAAUAGAAAGUGGUUUGUUUGUUUGUUUUUUGGGGGAGUGAGGACUGGGUUUAAUUUUAUAACUGAAAUCGAGACUUGCAAGUGAAUCAUGAAGUAAUAACAUGUUCUUUCUGUAUUUAUAGCCAUCUUGAGUGGGACUCUUCAGAAACAGUGCAGAGUUUUCAAACAAUUUAACAUCAGCUGUUUUCUUUCGCCAGUUUAGUUACAUGCUUUAAAAAUGCAACGUAUAGUUCCUGUAUGAUGAAAUCCUGAAGAAACAGUUUGAUGCCCAUGUAUUUACUUCUAAAAAAAUAUAACUGUUAGUAGUAGUAAUAGCAUGUUGGGUAGAAGUUUGUAACUUCAAAUAUAUGUCAUUAUUGGCUUUCAGGAAGAACUGUUAAACACCUGGAGCAAUGUUAUUUUGUUAAACAUCCAUUGUAAGCUGGUCGUAGUCUCAGUUGCUGGUAUUAACUGAAAUAGUCAUCCAGUUAGCUCAGUCUGUAAAGGAUUUCACUUCAAAAUAAUAAAA